Molecule: messenger RNA, 1083 nt
Organism: Saprolegnia diclina VS20
Lineage: Eukaryota; Oomycota; Saprolegniomycetes; Saprolegniales; Saprolegniaceae
Exons: 4
Coding region: 1-1083 (360 amino acids)
Source: RefSeq, a predicted model, not a curated record
AUGCGCAAAAACGCUGCGGUCUACGAACGACGCCGAGUUCGGGACCGCGAGGCAAAGCGCAAGGCCCGCGAGCAGCACAAGCGCGAUAUCACGGCCCUGAUCGCAUCGAUCGCCGAGCUCCGAGAGACGGCCAGCGCCCUCCAGAGCACGCAGCUGUCGUGGCAGGACGUCGCGCUCGCGUUGCGCACCAGCACACAGGCAAGUGUGCUCGAGAACAAGGCGCUUCGAGCCGAGCUCGCAACGACGUCGUUGCUUUUGCGCCAGCUGCAGGCGUGGGUCCACACCAUGUCAUCGAUUCCUACGGUACCGCCACGACUCGCCGAAGCGUCAUGGCGCGACGCGUACCUCCCUAUGGACCCACACAUUCGGCACGUCGGGUAUCAUUGGAUAGCGCAGCAGCUCGACCGUGCUGUCGACGAUCGCUUGCACCCGGCCCUCUUCCCGCACACGCUGGAAGACUCGAUUCGCGUCGAGUGGUCGCCGCUCGGCCGGAAGCUCGUCAUGCAAAAGAUCGUGACGGCGUCGAUGCACGAGGCCGCCAAAGCGCUGUGGCUCGUCAACCGCGCGUCACCCGAAUGCCACCUGCACCCGAGCUCGCUUGUUUCGAGUGACGUCGAGUCGUUGCACCACGCAUUGGGUGUGAACAGCGAGAUGAGUUAUGUGCGCGAGCUCUGUGACGGGCGCAGCGUCAAUGUCUUUCAUCGGCGCGUCACGAUCAACAACGAGCGCGUGCUCGUCGCCUACCGGUCGAUUCGUCACGACGACGUCUUUGCGGUCUCCAGCACCAUUGACACAUUUCAAGAAUGGAACGAAGUGCGGCCGAUCUCAAAGACCCAGUGCGUGAUUCGAACGGUCUCGGUGCUCGAGCCCAACGAGCCGUACCCGUCGGUGGCCGCCCUCCUUCGCACCGAGUACCCGAAUCUGUACACCGAAGCGUUGAGGGCCGUGCCGCCUCGCGUCCCCGUCGAGACGCACUUGCAUCGAGUGCUUCAAGUCACGGGCCAUGCGCUCGUCAAAUCGUACUUUGCGCUCGUCGACGAAGCCCUCGUGAGCGUGCAAGUCCACACGCAGAGCCUUGUAUAA